Molecule: messenger RNA, 1206 nt
Organism: Acanthosepion pharaonis
Lineage: Eukaryota; Metazoa; Mollusca; Cephalopoda; Sepiida; Sepiidae
Source: the annotation of a GenBank genome assembly
AUGUUUCAAUUCAUAUUUACAGCUGGUAUAUUUGUAUUGUUGGCAAGAGAUGUUUGCACAUCGUCCACUACUGAUCUGCUUACCUCUAGUGAAACAUUGCCCCAAUCAUCAUCCGUAUCUACCAGUGCUACAAAUACAGGAGGCGGAGGUACUUCACAAUCGACAGCGACAAGUGGCACGAGUAGCAGCACUCAGCCAUCUUCGAGCAGGGUAUCACAGUCUAGUAUUACUUCCAGCCAAACCAAGGCUUCGACAGUUGCUUCUAGUGCGUCUGCUGCGCCUGCUUCAACUGCUACGUCUGCUAAAACUGGUUCUACUGCCGUCUCAACUGCCUCUUCUACUGCCGCUUCAACCACACCAGCCUUUCGCUGUUAUGAAGGAAAUUGCACUGGUUUCGACUGUCACAAGAAUAUUAGCAUUUACUCGACACUUAAUGUAGUUACCUGUUCCCCAAAUCAGUGUGCUAUCAAAGUCACCAAAAAUGCCACUUGGUCGCUAUCCGAAUUUACCUGCAGCAGUGGGCAUUUAUCUCCCUUCUAUUAUCUCUCUCCCAUCUUACCUUUCUCUCUUAUAUCCUUACCAGUCGCUAUCUCCUUCAUAACUCACUCUCCUAUACACCUCUCUCUCUAUAUAUAUAUAUAUAUAUAUAUAUAUAUCCUCUCCUUACCUUUCUCCCUUCACUUUACCUCUCCUAAACGUUUACUCCAUCUCUCGUGUCUAUACCUCUUUUUCUGUCUCUCUUCUUACCCCCCCAUUCACCUCUUGUUACCUUUCUUCUACUUCCUACUGUCUCUCCUUUCCUUACUCUCUCUCUCUCUCUGCCGUUAUUCUCUUUUUGCCUAUCUCUCAUUCCUCACCUGGUUCCCCUAUUUAUAUCUCUUUCUCCUUUCUCUCAUCUCUUUACCCCUCUCUAUUUCUCUCUCAUUACAUCUAUCUCCUUACUUCUCUCUCUCCUUUUUUUACCUCUCUCUCAUAUUGGCAUACUUUAAAAUUCUUAUCAAUCUUGACUGUCAUUCUGGGGGUUUCUUUCUUUUCUCUCUCUCUCUCUCUCUCUCUCUCUCUCUGUGGGUCUCUCUUUCUCUCUCUGUGGGUCUCUCUCUCUCUCACACUCUCUCUCAGCACCACUCUCUCCUACUUGAGACUCAUUUGUCCCGUGAGAAUUGUUUUGUCUACGCUUCCAACUUGUUUCGAAGGUGUGACACGUAA